Castor canadensis (American beaver) is the source of this 3253-nucleotide messenger RNA. It is a transcript of the gene Grm2, whose product is annotated as glutamate metabotropic receptor 2. The record is from RefSeq and is a predicted model, not a curated record. Gene Ontology annotation, biological process: G protein-coupled receptor signaling pathway. Gene Ontology annotation, cellular component: membrane. Gene Ontology annotation, molecular function: G protein-coupled receptor activity. NCBI's taxonomy places the organism in Eukaryota, Metazoa, Chordata, Mammalia, Rodentia, Castoridae.
GGUCCCUUCUCAUCUCUCUUCCUGUCUGUCCUUUCCUGGCCCCUGUUUCCUCCUCUUUUUGCCUUUUGCUGCUUCUACCCUCAUCCCCUGGAGACCCAGGUCUGCUGGACCCAUCCAUCCUCUUUGGGGCCAUGGGAUCGCUUCUUGGGCUCCUGGCACUGCUGCUGCUCUGGGGUGCUGUGGCUGAGGGCCCAGCCAAGAAGGUGCUGACUCUGGAGGGGGACCUGGUGCUAGGUGGGCUGUUCCCGGUGCACCAGAAGGGUGGCCCAGCAGAGGAGUGUGGCCCUGUGAAUGAACAUCGUGGCAUCCAGCGCCUGGAGGCCAUGCUUUUCGCGCUGGACCGUAUCAACCGUGACCCCCACCUGCUGCCUGGCGUGCGCCUAGGUGCACACAUCCUCGACAGCUGCUCCAAGGACACACAUGCCCUGGAGCAGGCACUGGACUUUGUGCGUGCCUCUCUCAGCCGUGGUGCCGAUGGCUCCCGUCACAUCUGCCCCGACGGCUCUUACGCCACCCAUGGUGAUGCUCCCACUGCCAUCACUGGUGUCAUUGGCGGCUCCUACAGUGACGUCUCUAUCCAGGUGGCAAACCUCCUGAGGCUUUUUCAGAUCCCACAGAUCAGCUAUGCCUCCACCAGUGCCAAGCUGAGUGACAAGUCCCGCUAUGACUAUUUUGCCCGCACAGUGCCCCCAGACUUCUUCCAAGCCAAGGCCAUGGCUGAGAUCCUCCGCUUCUUCAACUGGACCUAUGUGUCCACUGUGGCAUCUGAGGGUGACUAUGGCGAGACCGGCAUUGAGGCCUUUGAGCUAGAGGCCCGUGCCCGUAACAUCUGCGUGGCCACCUCAGAGAAGGUAGGCCGUGCCAUGAACCGUGCAGCCUUUGAGGGCGUGGUGCGAGCCCUGCUACAGAAGCCCAGUGCCCGCGUGGUUGUCCUGUUCACCCGAUCUGAGGAUGCCCACGAGCUGCUUGCCGCCACCCAGCGCCUCAAUGCCAGCUUCACCUGGGUGGCCAGCGAUGGCUGGGGAGCCCUGGAGAGUGUGGUGGCAGGCAGUGAGGGGGCUGCCGAAGGUGCCAUUACUAUCGAGCUAGCCUCCUACCCCAUCAGUGACUUUGCUUCCUACUUCCAGAGCCUGGACCCCUGGAACAACAGCCGGAACCCCUGGUUCCGUGAGUUCUGGGAGCAGAGGUUCCGCUGCAGCUUCCGGCAGCGAGACUGUGCAACCCACUCUCUGAAGGCUGUGCCCUUUGAGCAGGAGUCCAAGAUCAUGUUUGUGGUCAAUGCAGUGUACGCCAUGGCCCACGCACUGCACAACAUGCACCGCGCCCUCUGCCCCAACACCACCCGCCUCUGUGAUGCGAUGCGGCCUGUCAACGGACGCCACCUCUACAAGGACUUCGUGCUCAACGUCAAGUUUGAUGCCCCCUUCCGCCCUGCUGACACUCACAACGAGGUCCGCUUUGACCGCUUUGGUGAUGGUAUCGGCCGUUACAACAUCUUCACCUAUCUGCGGGCAGGCAGCGGGCGCUACCGCUACCAGAAGGUGGGCUACUGGGCAGAAGGCCUGACCCUGGACACCAGCCUCAUCCCAUGGGCCUCGCCCUCAGCUGGCCCCCUGCCUGCCUCUCGCUGCAGUGAGCCCUGCUUGCAGAAUGAGGUGAAGAGCGUGCAGCCGGGGGAGGUCUGCUGCUGGCUCUGCAUCCCCUGCCAGCCCUACGAGUACCGGCUGGAUGAGUUCACCUGUGCUGACUGUGGUCUUGGCUACUGGCCCAAUGCCAGCCUCACUGGCUGCUUUGAGCUGCCUCAGGAGUACAUCCGCUGGGGUGAUGCGUGGGCUGUGGGACCUGUCACCAUCGCCUGUCUGGGUGCCCUAGCCACCCUCUUUGUGCUGGGUGUCUUUGUGCGGCACAAUGCCACACCUGUGGUCAAGGCCUCUGGUCGGGAGCUCUGCUACAUCCUGCUGGGAGGUGUCUUCCUCUGCUACUGCAUGACCUUCAUCUUCAUUGCCAAACCAUCCACAGCAGUGUGCACUUUACGGCGCCUUGGUUUGGGCACUGCCUUUUCUGUCUGCUAUUCAGCUCUGCUCACCAAGACAAACCGCAUUGCUCGUAUCUUUGGCGGGGCCCGGGAGGGUGCCCAGCGGCCACGCUUCAUCAGUCCUGCCUCACAGGUGGCCAUCUGCCUAGCACUUAUCUCAGGCCAGUUGCUCAUUGUGGCUGCCUGGCUAGUGGUGGAGGCACCAGGCACAGGCAAGGAGACAGCCCCUGAACGGCGGGAGGUGGUGACAUUGCGCUGCAAUCACCGUGAUGCCAGCAUGUUGGGUUCCCUGGCUUACAACGUGCUCCUCAUCGCCCUCUGCACGCUCUAUGCCUUCAAGACCCGCAAGUGCCCCGAGAACUUCAACGAGGCCAAGUUCAUUGGCUUCACCAUGUAUACCACCUGUAUCAUCUGGCUGGCAUUCCUGCCCAUCUUCUAUGUCACCUCCAGUGACUAUCGGGUGCAGACCACCACCAUGUGCGUGUCGGUCAGCCUCAGCGGCUCUGUGGUGCUUGGCUGCCUCUUUGCCCCCAAGCUGCACAUCAUCCUCUUCCAGCCACAGAAGAAUGUGGUGAGCCACCGGGCGCCCACCAGCCGUUUUGGCAGUGCUGCUGCCAGGGCCAGCUCCAGCCUUGGCCAAGGGUCUGGUUCCCAGUUUGUCCCCACUGUUUGCAAUGGCCGUGAGGUGGUGGACUCAACAACAUCAUCGCUUUGAAGACCCCACAGUCUUGCCCUGACAUGGCUGCUCCCUUGAGCCCAGUACAGACCCACGUCCAUGGCCAGGAGGAAGUCGGCUGGAACACUGCAAUAAUGCCCACUCUAAAAAUCACUUACCCACCCACUUGUCCCAACCCUUCAGAGUCAGAAGUCAGGGUCUUUAGCUGGGGAACCUCUACAAUGUCCACCAACCACCCUCACUGUUGUGUCCCCCACUUGCCAGGCCCGGGGCUCAGAGUGGGAGAGAGCCGGGGUCCACUCUGCCCUGUAACAAAACAAGGUGGUUGAAGAAUGCAAGCUCCAGUCCCCAGCAGCAAAGGUGCUUCCAGCCCAGACCUUCCCCCUCCUUGGGCCUUUUUAAUUUUUAUAUAAGUUACUCUGGGAUGGAGAGGGUGGUUAUGGUGGAGGCCAUUCGCUCCCCGACCUGCCCUGCACAGUAGUUUGUCCUGUGAUUUAUUUUGUAUUAUCUGUAAAUAAAGUGUCUUUAUUUUAAAAAAAAAA